Candida albicans SC5314 is the source of this 1794-nucleotide messenger RNA. RefSeq names its product triglyceride lipase (gene ATG15). The record is from RefSeq and is a predicted model, not a curated record. Lineage: Eukaryota; Fungi; Ascomycota; Pichiomycetes; Serinales; Debaryomycetaceae. Gene Ontology annotation, biological process: multivesicular body membrane disassembly; macroautophagy; piecemeal microautophagy of the nucleus. The coding region runs from base 1 to 1794 and encodes 597 amino acids. Gene Ontology annotation, molecular function: glycerophospholipase activity. The transcript has a single exon.
AUGACGUUGGAAAAAAAUAGACAUGCCAACAAGGGAACAAGUUGGACGUGGAUGAUAUAUAAAUUUGUGGUUGGGGUUAUUACAGUUGCCAUCCUAGUUUUAUUUAUAACACAGAAACUGGUGUCACAAGCACAAGAUAAGCUACGAGUAGAACAGCAAGCUAUAUUUAGUGAUCAGGAUACCCUACAGUUAAAACAUAUAUUCCACCAUGGUACUGGACCUAAGAAUUAUAGAUUACACAGAAGAUUAGACAUUACAUCGGAAUACUUGGCUAAACAUCAGCCAUAUUUUACAACACUCACUCAACAAUUACUGGAACCAGUUUUAGAAGAACACAUUGCAUCAGAUAAUUUAGAUAAAAUUUAUCAACAAUCAGAUUGGCCAGAAAUUCACAAAGGCAAAAACCCUUUUAGUAUUGAGUUGCCAUUUAAAAAAGCAGACAGUGAAGCAACAAGACUUAAAGAAAGAAACACGCUAAAUUUUAUUGAAUCGUAUCUUAAUUACGCUAGAGAUAUCAAGGGGGAUGCUCAGAUUUUAAACCGGAUCAAUUUAGAUUGGAUACAUGAUGAAAUCAAGGUCCCAAAUGUCACCGAUAGAGAUACUGUUGUUACGUUAGCCACCAUCUCAUCAAACGCGUAUGUCAGAUAUCCUAAAGAUGACGAUGAGAAAAGAAAGUCAGACUGGAUAGACUUAGGAGAUUGGGACCCCAAUAGAGAGGAUGAUGAUGUUAAUUUUGGUUGGGACGACAUCGGAUUAAGAGGGCAUGUGUUUGUCAGUAAAGAUAACAAGACAGUGGUUAUUGGUAUAAAGGGUACUUCAGGAGCAGGAUUACCUGGUGGUGGCAGUGACGAGACUGGUGGUAACGAUAAGACUAAUGACAAUUUGUUGUUUUCUUGUUGCUGUGCAAGAAUUAGUUAUAUGUGGACAACGGUGUGUGAUUGUUAUGAAAAAACAUACACUUGUAAUCAAGAUUGUUUAGAAAAGGAGUUGAGAAAGGAGGAUAAAUAUUAUCAAGCAGUCUUGGAAUUGUAUCGUAAUGUGACUGAUAUCUAUCCUCCGGAACUGACAGAUAUUUGGGUCACUGGCCAUUCAUUAGGAGGUGCCUUGGCAUCUUUAUUGGGCAGAACAUUCGGGUUGCCAGCAGUGGCAUUUGAAGCACCAGGAGAAAUGUUAGCAACAAGAAGAUUGCACUUACCUUCUCCUCCUGGACUUCCACAACAUAUGGAAAACAUUUGGCACUUUGGAAACACUGCUGAUCCUAUAUAUAUGGGAGUUUGCAAUGGUGCAUCGAGUACUUGUAACUUAGCUGGGUAUGCUAUGGAAACUACAUGUCACACUGGAUUACAAUGCGUGUACGAUGUGGUGACCGAUAAAGGCUGGAGCGUUAAUUUGUUGAAUCAUAGGAUCCAUACAGUUAUCGACGAUAUUAUAUUAACCUAUAAUGAAACAGCACCAUGUGCACCACUGCCACCUUGCCGAGAUUGUUUCAAUUGGCGAUUUGUUGCUCAUGAUGAUAAUGAAAAAGACGAACCGAAAUUGCCCAAUCCACUACGAAGCAGCAGCAAGAGUACGUUGUCUACUAAGACAACUUCACUCAAGUCCAGUUCAACUUAUAGUGGCAGUACCUCAUCAUCAACAGUCACCAAGACAACACAAACACUGCCCAUUUCCUCUGCCUCUCCAACAGAUCAAGACCCACCAAAGAAAUGCUUAAAGAGGACAUGGUAUGGAUGGUGCACCAAAUGGGGCUACGAUGAUGAUGAUGAUGACGAGGAUACCUUUGAGAGGAAAUAA